UUCCACUACGCCACCUUAGUGGCUGAGGACAGACUUGAAUGUUCUCAUACGAAACAGAAUCUGGUUGUUGCUUCACACCUGAUAAUGUGGGUUUUGGUGAGUCCUAAUAUGUUUAUUAAUUUCCAUUACUAUUUGUGUUAUCAUGUUUAAUAAGAAGGAAAGGUGCUUUGUUGAAGCUGCCGAGACUGGGAAUAUGAUGGUGUCAAGAGAGAGCUCACUGGUCACACCGAUGUUAAUUCGCAAGAUAAGGACGGAACAACUGCCAUUUCUUAUGCUGCAUUGAAUGGUCACAUUGAUAUUGUGCGUCUUCUGAUAGAAGCUAAUGCUGACUUAAACCUACCAGAUAAGGAUGGUUUUACUCCACUCUAUGUUGCCUGUCAAGGUGGGCACAAGCUAAUAGUUGACAUUCUGUUGAAGAAUGGAGCCAAUGUGAAUCUCACCACGACAGUUGAUCCUCUCUCGUCUCCUCUGGGGAUAGCUGCUGGAAAAGGUCACACAGAGAUUGUGGAGAAACUGAUAUCAGCUGGAGCUGUCAUCAACUACCAGAACAAGGAUGGUUGUACUCCACUCUAUAUGGCCUGUCAGAAUGGACACAAGCAGACAGUUGAUGUUCUGUUGAAGAAUGGAGCAAAUGCUAAUCUGACCGAGGCA
Messenger RNA from Geodia barretti, 651 nucleotides. The record is from the annotation of a GenBank genome assembly. NCBI's taxonomy places the organism in Eukaryota, Metazoa, Porifera, Demospongiae, Tetractinellida, Geodiidae.